AUGUUAUCAGCGGAGGAACUAAAAAACCAAGGCAAUAAAGCAUUUUCUCUGAAGGAAUAUAAAAAGGCAGCUAAAAUAUAUAGAGAUGCCAUACAAUUAGACCCAUACAAUCCAAUUUUAUACUCAAACCGAGCACAGUGUUUUCUCUAUUUGCAAGAUUAUGAUCGUGCUUAUAAAGAUUGUGUAAGUGGUAUAAAUUUGAUCAAUAGUGAAAACCACCAUCAUGGGAGUACUGCAGUGUUGGUUAAAUUACAAUAUCGGAAAGGUAUGGCUUUAAAAGGUCUACAGAAAUGGAAUAGUGCAAAGGAAGCUUUCAAAAAAGUGUUGGAACUAGAUUCUUCAAACCAACCUGCCAAAACCGAACUAAGCAACUUGCCAAUUGAAGAUAAAAUGGAUGUUAGUAUUAAGAUUCCAGUUGAAAAAGUUGAAAAGUUACCUAAAGAGUUUUCUGAAAUGAUAAAGUCACCUCCUCCAAUGGAAAACAAACCCGUCAAAGAACCGAUAGUGACAACAGCAGCAACUAAAGAAAUUGAAACUUUGUUUGGGUCUUCCAAGAAACAAGAUAACUCUAAACCUUUGGGAAAAACAGAAACCCCACACGGUAGCAAUAAAGAAAAUGCAGAUUCCACUUCUACGGCAAUGCUUCUGCCAAUGCAUUUUCUUACGACACUCAAACAACUACCAGAGGAACAAAAAUUAAACGGGUAUAGGUAUAUUUUAAACAUUGAUAAUCAAUCUUAUGCAGAUAUUUUUAGUUCAGGCAUUGAUGCCGAAUUUUUACAGUUUUAUUUGGAUGCAGCUAGUUAUGUUUCAACGAAUGACUCAUUAUCCAACUGGAACCAAGUUGUUUUGAAUCAUUUGAGAGAAUUUAGCACUUUUAAAAGAUAUAACCUUUCUUUACUAAUGUGCGAUGAUAAGCCAAAGCAAACCAUUUUACAAAAUAUCAAAAAUAAAUUCCCAGAAGAUUUAUCGGAAUAUCAAAAAUACAUAUCGUAG
Molecule: messenger RNA, 996 nt
Organism: Candida dubliniensis CD36
Lineage: Eukaryota; Fungi; Ascomycota; Pichiomycetes; Serinales; Debaryomycetaceae
Exons: 1
Coding region: 1-996 (331 amino acids)
Molecular function (GO): protein binding
Source: RefSeq, a predicted model, not a curated record